AUGGUUCCCAAGGCUUCUUUGUCCAAGGAGAAGGGUGACCCGACCACGCCCAAGAAGGAGGCGUCCGGCACCCCAAAGGCUCCCAAGACUCCCAAAGCCCCAAAGACUCCCAAGACCCCGAAGACCCCCAAGUCUGAGGACAAGGACUUGCAGUUCCUCUGGACCUGCAUUCAAAACACCGGACCUAACGGCAGCGUCAACUACAAGAAUGUCGCUGAAUUCUACGGCAUCAAGAUCCCUACCUGCCGCAUGCGCUUCACUCGUCUGAAGACCCGCCUUGAGGGCAUGCCCAAGCCUGUGCCUGAGGACGAGGGUGUGGCCGCUACGGAGGACGAGGGCCAGGCGGAUGCUGAUGGCAGCACCAGCCCUACCUUCGAAGAUAUCAUGCAGGAGGUGUAG
Messenger RNA from Penicillium lagena, 399 nucleotides. RefSeq lists its product as uncharacterized. Bases 1 to 399 code for a protein of 132 amino acids. NCBI's taxonomy places the organism in Eukaryota, Fungi, Ascomycota, Eurotiomycetes, Eurotiales, Aspergillaceae. The record is from RefSeq and is a predicted model, not a curated record. The transcript has 2 exons.